GUGUGUUAGUGCCAAUGCAAUAACAGUAUGAUUUAAUUGUAUUGUCUUAAUUGUCUGUUCAUAAAAAAUGACUUACAAACGUAAGAAGUAUCACAGAGGAGAUACUCAUUUAAAAAAAGGGUGGCGAACCAAGAGGAAAACGAAAGAUUUAGAUGAGAUUGAUGAAGAUUUGAAAGAUAAAAAUAUAACAAAUUUACUAAAUCAGGAAGUUGAUUUAGACAAACCUGGAGCAGGCCAAUAUUAUUGUGUUCAUUGCGCGAGAUACUUUAUAAAUGAUACUGCUUUACAAGAUCAUAUUACAACAAAAGUACAUAAACGUAGAUUGAAAGCUCUUGAAUUGGAACCAUAUUCUAUUGAGGAAUCAGAAAGGGCUGCAGGAAAAGGAAACUACAUUGCACCACAAAAGAGAAAGAUUGAGACAAUAACACGAGAUAAUUUUAAUAUGGAUCUUGAGUCAGAAUUUUCUUCAAAAUCUAAAGUGGCAAAAGUGGAUGCAUAGGAAUUAAGUUUCAUAAAAAGCAACACUUGCCUCUAACUAUAAAAAAUAAAAUUUUUUAAAGAUUUUUUUAAAUAUUU
Messenger RNA from Habropoda laboriosa, 576 nucleotides. Its product is annotated as zinc finger protein 593 homolog. Bases 68 to 499 code for a protein of 143 amino acids. Gene Ontology annotation, molecular function: zinc ion binding; nucleic acid binding. Lineage: Eukaryota; Metazoa; Arthropoda; Insecta; Hymenoptera; Apidae. The transcript has 3 exons. The record is from RefSeq and is a predicted model, not a curated record.